AAAAGCUACGAAGAGGAAUUGAGAGCACCGCAAAGACAAGGCUGCCUCGAACGCACCCGGACACGAGGGCAUGAAAAACAAGCUUGCGGAUUCACUGAAGAGCGCCACGAAUACACCAAGGCUAUACCUUCGCCGAUUCUCGCAAAGCGAACCCGACCGUAUCAGACCUGUCAGGCACCUAACACAAGUCAUCGUGAAAGUCCGACUUCCUCGAAUAACCCUACCGAUGUGUCUCUGUUCUCAACGAUAACGGGGUCUCUCAGCUGAAGGUGUUACGAAAAAACAGAAAACAUGUUUCCUUUCGCGUUAGAGUCGUUCCUAGGCCUCAUCAAAGCGUUGCUGGCCACCUACGACGUCGUGACACUACCCGUCUACGUCGUCUUCCAGAAGCCGUGGGUCUUGUGGAUCCGAAAGCGUGCCCGCUACGCUGCGCCCGCUAUAGAAGGAGACCCAACGUCCCCAUACAGGCGUCUGAAGGACACGCGCUUUCAGAUGCUCGAAGGCGUCAAAACGCUGGACGAACUGACCCGCAAGGCCGUCCGCGUCUUCUCUCACCGACCCGCCCUUGGCACUCGACCGGUACUGAGCUGCAGCGAGAAGAAGCUACCCGGUGGCAAGGUCUUCAAGCAGCUCAUCCUGGGCGACUACGAGUGGCUCACGUACGAAGAGGUGGACCGCAAGAUCGACCUGACGAUUCGAGGUCUCCGGUCGAUAGGCGUCGGACCUCGUCAGUGCUUGGCCGUCUUGGCCGAGACGCGCGUCGAGUGGUUCGUAACGGCGCAGGCGUGCUUCCGCGCCAACAUCACGCUCGUCACUCUGUACGCGACGCUGAGCAAUGAAGGGAUUGUGAGCGCCGUCAACGAGACCGAGUUGACGCACUUGGUCACGUCCGAGGAUCUUCUGCCCCGGGUGCUGAGCAUCGUUGAGAGGAUGCCGUCGCUUAGGCACAUCGUGUACAUGGACAACGCCCAGUCCAAGUUUCCAGUGCCGACAGCUCAAGGCCUCCAAGUUAUCCCGUUCCGAAGCCUCGAAACACGGCAAACAGACUCCGACGUCGAGCAAAGCCCGCCGACGCCGGACGACGUCGCCAUGAUCAUGUACACCAGCGGCUCCACGAGCGCUCCGAAGGGUGUCGUGGCCACACACACCAACCUCAUGGCCACAGUGAAAGCGUUCGCCUGCCUCUGCAAGACCUACGGAGCCGCAAGGGCUGGUGAAGACUCUUACAUCGCCUACCUGCCUCUGGCCCACGUGUUCGAGCUAUCGGCCGAGACGGUCAUGUUCGGCAUCGGUUCCCGGAUGGGGUACUCGUCCCCGCUCACCCUGACCGACAAGUCGCCGGCGGUUGCUCCCGGUUGUCGCGGUGACGCCACGCUGCUGAAGCCGACCACGGUGAUCUGCGUGCCCCUUGUCGCGGACCGGGUACGGAAGGCGAUCAGCGAAGCGGCCGCUUCCAGGGGGCCCUUCUUCAGCGCCUUCUUUGACUACGCGGUCCGGUACAAGAACUUUUGGCUCGAACGGGGCUUCGACACUCCGGUGCUCAACCGCUUACUCUUCAACAAGACUCGACUCGCACUGGGAGGGAAUACGAGGUUCGUUGUGUCUGGGUCGGCGCCACUUUCCAGCCACACGCACAAGUACAUGCGAGCCUGCUUGGGCUGUGACGUCGUUCAGGGUUACGGUCUCACCGAGACGACCUCGGCAGCCACCGUCAUGGAGCCCGAAGACAAAAGUACGGGCCGCGUCGGGGUUCCCCUCACGGGCGUCUACGUCCGCCUGGUCGACUGGACCGAAGGCCGGUACAGCACGUCGGACAAGCCGAACCCGCGGGGCGAGAUCGUCGUGGGAGGCGAAUGCGUCGCCCAGGGCUACUUCAAAAACGAGACUCUGACGAGGGAGUUGUUCCGCGAUGAAGGAGGCGUCCGCUGGUUCUACACGGGCGACAUCGGCGAGAUCUUCCCCGACGGCACGCUCAAGAUCAUCGACCGCAAGAAAGACCUCGUCAAACUUCAGCACGGCGAGUACGUUGCCCUCGGCCGCGUCGAAUCCGUGCUCAAGGCGUGUCCACUGGUGGACAACGCAUUCGUGUACGGUAACUCGCUGCACACAUACCUGGUGGCGCUGGUUACGCCGAACUACGAAAAACUACACGCGUUGGCCGCUGGUCUCGGCAAGCGAGACUACGAGACUCUGAAGGCGUUGUGCGGUGACGCCGAAGUGUGCAAGGCGGCCCAGGAGUCCAUCUUGGAGUACGCCAUCUCGAGCGACUUGCAGAAGACCGAAGUUCCGCUCAAGGUGAAACUGUGCGCCGAGGAGUGGAUGCCCGACACGGGACUAGUGACGCCUACGCUCAAGGUUUGCAGAAAACCACUGCAGAGAUUCUACCAGAGCGACAUUGACGCGCUGUACAAGUCGGGAGAGGAAAGUCGACUUCGCCACGUCUGAAGCGUCGCAACGAGAAGACAACGACGCAAAUAUCUUCAGAUGACGUUAAGUGAACAGAGUGACUCAACGUUCUACCUUGACGUUUUGCUGCAUUCACUUACCAACGCAGAAUUAACCUUUACUGGAGCUCGGUUACAAGAGAGGCGGCUCUUCAGAGACUGUUCAUUCUCUUACCCCAAACAUUGGACAGUGAAGCCCUCAGUGUGUUGGUGUCAAGAGGAAGAGUGGUACUGCUGUACAAUCUAGCCCAGUGAUCUCCCUGGGAGGAGAGACAGACUUGGCGCGACCAAUGGUCUCGCGCUGAUGUUGCAAGGUUUAUAUGAACCGUAUAAAUGUUCGCAUAUGGUUACGUCUUGUAUGUGUGAA
Molecule: messenger RNA, 2811 nt
Organism: Rhipicephalus sanguineus (brown dog tick)
Lineage: Eukaryota; Metazoa; Arthropoda; Arachnida; Ixodida; Ixodidae
Product: fatty acid CoA ligase Acsl3
Exons: 2
Coding region: 292-2445 (717 amino acids)
Biological process (GO): long-chain fatty acid metabolic process; long-chain fatty-acyl-CoA metabolic process; neuron differentiation
Cellular component (GO): endoplasmic reticulum; plasma membrane; lipid droplet
Molecular function (GO): palmitoyl-CoA ligase activity
Source: RefSeq, a predicted model, not a curated record